AUGAACCUAAGCGAGCACUGGAGUGUUUGUGGAAGUCAAAUAGAAGCAAGCAAAACUGAAGAAUUCAGAAGGAGGAAAAGGAAGAGGAAGAGGAAGAGAAAGAAGAAGAGGAAGAAGAAGAAGAAGAAGAAGAUCACCUGUGCAGCCAACCAGCAAACACUUCCUUCAGAGGCUCCUCAGAAAAGGUUCACAGAAAGUGAAAGGAUGAACCACGCUCACUCGUUAGUCGGACUGUGGCUCCUCGUCAUCAUCCAAAGCAGCUGGCAGCUUUCUGACCACAACACCAACUCAGUGCACAAGUUGAUCCCCAGUGAGCGUGUCGAGGAGUCACUCGUGCCGCACAGCAAGAGACAUUCUGAGGGCACCUUCUCUAACGACUACAGCAAAUACUUGGAGAGCAGGCGGGCUCAGGACUUUGUGCAGUGGCUCAAGAACUCCAAACGAAAUGGAAGUCUAAUCAGACGGCACGCGGACGGAACCUACACCAGUGAUGUCAGCUCCUACAUGCAGGAGCAGGCAGCCAAGGAGUUUGUGAGCUGGCUGAAGGCGGGCCGAGGAAGACGACAGUAGAGAGAAACCACGUUCCUGUCCUCACACGCCACUCUGUGCCAUUAAAGCUUUCACAAUGUCUA
Molecule: messenger RNA, 632 nt
Organism: Entelurus aequoreus (snake pipefish)
Lineage: Eukaryota; Metazoa; Chordata; Actinopteri; Syngnathiformes; Syngnathidae
Product: glucagon-2-like
Exons: 5
Coding region: 1-570 (189 amino acids)
Biological process (GO): response to starvation
Cellular component (GO): extracellular region
Molecular function (GO): glucagon receptor binding; hormone activity
Source: RefSeq, a predicted model, not a curated record